Oryza brachyantha (malo sina) is the source of this 4677-nucleotide messenger RNA. RefSeq names its product phosphatidylinositol 4-kinase beta 1-like. Lineage: Eukaryota; Viridiplantae; Streptophyta; Magnoliopsida; Poales; Poaceae. The transcript has 16 exons. Gene Ontology annotation, cellular component: cytoplasm; membrane. Gene Ontology annotation, molecular function: 1-phosphatidylinositol 4-kinase activity. Gene Ontology annotation, biological process: phosphatidylinositol phosphate biosynthetic process; phosphatidylinositol-mediated signaling. The record is from RefSeq and is a predicted model, not a curated record. Bases 410 to 4027 code for a protein of 1205 amino acids.
AUUCAAACCAAAGUCUCCCACAAACUGCUGCGACGACGCCGCGGCAUUUCAAAUCCAAACCAAAAUCGAAUCGAAUCGAAUCCUCCCCCAAUUUCGCUCGCUCGCUCGCUCGCUUCCGAUUCUUCGCUCGAAUCUCAUCUCGGGCGCUGCUCGGCUGCUCGAUUCCGAGAGCUAGGGGGGCUCGCGCGGCUCCGGAUCGGAGCUGCCCGGAGCCGUCCCGUCCCGUCCCGUCCCCUCCCCUCGCCGGAGGGAGGCCAGGGUUUGGGGGCGGUGGCGGAGCGCGAGCUGUUCGGGCUCCGGAUCCUAGGGUUUGCGGAUCGAGCUGCGGUCGUCUCCCUGGGUGGGGUUCGGGUUCCGAUGGUGGUGCUGAGGUGGGGGAGGAGGAGGGGGUGAGUGACGAGGCUUGGCCAUGGUGCGGCUUCUCGGGCUGCGGAGCCUGAGCUUCGGGCCGGAGGAGUCGCCGCGGGAGAUCACAGCGGCUGGCGGCGACGCGGCGGCGCACCCCGUGGGGAGCAGCGGCUGGCUCGUCCGCUUCUUCGACUCCGCCUUCUUCUGCGAGUGGAUCGCCGUCAGCUACCUCUACAAGCAUGACCACCAGGGGGUGCGCGACUACCUCUGCAACCGCAUGUACACGCUCCCGCUCCCUGGCCUCGAGGCCUACCUCUUCCAGGUCUGCUACAUGCUCGUGCACAAGCCCAGCCCGUCCCUCGACCGCUUCGUCAUCGACACUUGCUCCAAGUCGCUGCGCAUUGCGCUCAAGGUGCACUGGCUCCUCGCUGCCGAGCUCGAGCUCGAGGACACCGAUGAUGUGGAUGGGAUUGACAGGGUGCAGGAGCAGUGCCAGGUUGCGGCCACGGUGCAGGGAGAGUGGCCACCGCUCGUCCGGCCUGCGCCGCCGUCCCCUAUCGCUAGUCCACGCGGCAAUCCCAUGCUUAGCAGGAUACGCUCUUCGAAGCAGCGCCUUCUGUCCCUUGCCUCAUCACCCUCGCUUGGCUUGAGCCCCCCGGCAGGUGUAAGCAAUGCAGCUGCUGCAGAGGAUGUUGGGGCUAGUGGAGGGAAGCAGCCAGCGACACCGUCAUCAGAGGAUAACAAGCUACUCAAGAGACUAAGCAUUGGACCUAAGGUGCGUGAUGCAGCAUUAUUCUUUAGGCGCUCCGUGGAGAAGGAUGACGAUCAGGACAAGGAAGGGUUCUUUAAAAGGUUGCUUAGAGACAGCAAGGACAGGGAGGAAGAGGAUGGUGACAAGGAAGGAUUUUUCAAGAGGUUGCUUAGCAAGGAGAAGGAGAAGGAGAACGAGGAGGAAGAAGGAGAUAGAGAUGGCUUCUUCCACAGGUUGCUAAAGGACAGCAAGGAUGAGGACGUGGAAUUGACACCAAGCUCAGAGGGUUUAUUGAAGCGACUUUUCCGUGAUAAGGAGGAUAGGCAGGGUGAGGAUGAUGAAAAGGAAGGUUUCUUCCGCAGGAUAUUUAAGGACAAGAAUGAGGAGAGGAGAGAAAGCCUGCAUGGAAGGCAUGGGGAUGAGGAAAGAGUGGGCAAGAGCUUGGAGGAUGAUGAUAAAGAAGGGUUCUUCCGCAAAAUUUUCAGAGAUAAAAAUGAGGAGAGGAAAGAUGGAGGGCAUAGUAAACAGCAAGAUGAUAAGGAAAAGUCUGUUGGGAACAUCGAAGAGGACAAGAGGGAUGGUUUUUUCUGGCAACUUUUCAAGGAGAAAAACGAAGAGAAAAAAGAAGGCACUACACCAAACAAGAAAGAGGACGAUUACAAAGGACAUCGGACCAUGGAUGAUGAUAAUUUCUUCCGUAGGCUUUUCAAGGACAAGAAUGAAGAGAAAAAGGGAGCAUCUCAUGACAGGAAUGAUGAUGAUAAGUGUGAGGAAGGUGACAAGGAAAAUUUCUUCCGCAAAUUAUUUAAAGACAAGCAUGAGAGGAGAAGCGAGGUGAUUGAUAAAAAUGAUGAUGAUGGUAAGGGGACUAGUGGUAUUGAUGAAGAGGAAAAUUCAGAGUUCUUGUCGUUCCGCGGGUUGUUUAGAGUGCACCCUGAAGAUGCUAAGAGUGGGCAUAUUGAAAGUGGUCAGCCUAACAGUAUUUCUGAGGGUAGCCCAGGAUCAGAGAGCUUUUUCAAGCGGCUAUUCCGAGAUAGAGACCGCUCAAUUGAAGAUUCUGAGCUUUUUAGUUCAAAGAUAUUGAAAGAGAAAAACCUUGUUAACAAUGGAAAUAGUGAUAAGCAAAGUGGAAAACCACCUUUACCAAACAACGCGAUAGCAGAGCUUCGAAAAGGCUGUUACUAUGCUUCAUUAGAGCUCGUGCAAUCUUUGUGUGAUACAUCUUAUGGCCUGGUAGACAUAUUUCCUAUGGAAGAUCGGAAGAUUGCCCUUCGAGAGUCGCUUACAGAGAUCAAUUCCCAGAUUGCUUCUACCGAGAAAAAUGGAGGAGUAUGCUUUCCGAUGGGAAAGGGUAUAUAUCGAGUGGUUCAUAUACCUGAAGAUGAGGCUGUGCUUCUUAACUCCAGGGAAAAAGCUCCUUAUCUUAUAUGUGUUGAAGUUUUGAAAGCUGAAGCACCAAGUCAGUCCAAAGGGUCAGAUGUUAACAAACUGUCAAAAGGUGGGAUACCCUUGGCUAAUGGAGAUGUGCAAUUGCCAAAGCCACCUCCAUGGGCAUAUCCUUUGUGGAGUCGGCAUGAAACACAAAAUUAUGAAACAGACAGAAUGCUGAAGUCUACCUCUCAGGUUAUUGACCAAGCUAUGGCUCAAUUGUGGGAGGCCAAAGUAAAAUUUGUAAAUGUUAAUUUCUCAGUUGAGAAACUUGGUCGUUCAAGGAGUAUUGCAAUUUCUGAUUCGGGACGUAGGUCACGACAAUCUACAGCAGAUUCACAUGAUCCUUCGGGAGAUUCUGAACCAAUGGCUGAUCAGCCUAUGGAGUGGGUAAAGGUUACUUUAUCUGCGGUUCCAGGAGUUAACAUGGAUGAUGUUGAUGACAAUGAACCAAUCCGGAAGAAGGACCAUCGUCGUGUUCCAAGUACAAUCGCCAUAGAGGAAGUCAAGGCUGCAGCAUUAAAAGGAGCAGCUCCACCUGGUCUUCCACUGAAAGGAGUUGGUCAGAGUGCUCAAAAUAUAGAUUCUAAGGCAAUUGAUGGUGGAGAUCCUAAACCAACUGAUGCUUUGGCUGGCGAACUCUGGGCUGUUAAAAGAGAGAGAAUACGGAGGUUUUCCGUUCAUGGAAAAUUACCUGGCUGGGAUCUGCGUUCUGUUAUUGUCAAGAGUGGAGAUGAUUGCCGACAGGAACACUUAGCUGUACAGCUUGUUGCACACUUUUAUGAUAUAUAUCAAGAAGCUGGUCUACCACUUUGGCUGCGACCUUAUGAAGUUAUCGUCACAUCUGCAUAUACAGCGCUAAUUGAGACUAUUCCUGAUACGGCGUCAAUUCAUUCCAUCAAGAGUCGGUUCCCCAAUAUUGCAAGUCUCCGUGACUACUAUGUAGCCAAGUACGAAGAAAAUUCUCCGAACUUCAAACUUGCCCAGAGAAACUUUGUGGAAAGCAUGGCUGGAUAUUCAAUCCUGUGCUACCUGCUCCAGGUCAAGGAUCGUCACAAUGGAAAUCUCUUAAUAGAUGAAGAAGGGCAUAUAAUUCAUAUUGAUUUUGGCUUUAUGCUUUCCAACUCUCCUGGAGGGGUUAAUUUUGAAAGUGCACCAUUUAAACUGACAAGGGAACUUCUUGAAGUGAUGGAUUCUGAUGCAGAGGGAACCCCCAGUGAGUUCUUUGACUACUUCAAGGUUCUAUGCAUUCAAGGCUUCCUUACUUGCCGGAAGCAUGCAGAGCGUAUUAUACUGCUAGUAGAAAUGUUGCAGGAUUCUGGCUUCCCGUGCUUUAAAGGUGGUCCUCGCACUAUUCAGAAUUUGAGGAAGAGGUUCCACUUGAGUCUUACUGAAGAGCAAUGUGUGUCUCUGGUGCUUUCACUGAUCAGUAGCAGCAUGGAUGCCUGGCGUACUCGGCAGUAUGAUUACUACCAGAGAGUAUUGAAUGGGAUUUUAUGAUAUAGCCCUCAGGAGCACCUGGCUCCUUUGAAAAAUCAGUUUGCUUAUAUCGUUGUGAAAAUCUUCAGACAGCACAGGUCAGUCUGGGGCUGACUAGCCAGGUACAGUCGAUAUGAGUUCUAUGAGUGAAACACGCUUUUGUGUUUUACAUUUCGUAUACCUGGAGUCCCUUGUGAAGCACAGAGGCUAUUGGCGCCUGCAUUGCAACUUGCAUACCAUAUGUCUCCCAUUGAGUGGUUGAGAAUUGUAUAGUAAUCGGCAGUGAUCUAGUUGAGGCCAUACUAGGAGGUUUGCUACUGGUGAAGCUUCCCAGUUCACUUUUAUUGGAAUUCGGUACCCCGAGCUGCAUUUGCUGUACAGACAAUUGAUUGACGUAGCUUGGACUGGAUCUAGGAGAGGAUGGAGCCAUACAUGAUGCAAAGUAACUGUAAAUUAUAGAUGUAUCCGUCUAUGUGAGUUGGGAGUCACCCGAGACAGCAGAAGGGCUAUGUUUGCGCGAUUGUUGUCUUGGUAUUUAUGUGAUAUCCCAAAUAGCAUCAAAAGUAGAUGUGCCAUGUUUGUAAAUUACCAUUACCUGUACAGUGCCCAUACUAUAGGAGCUUCUUGUCCUGCUGCAUUUGGCCCUUUCGAUUUUGUUUAGCAGUACUACU